CUUUCUUAGAUAAAUGUUUCCUCUCGAUACUUCGUGUUCGCUGUUGAUUGUCCCUGAUUAGAGCACGCAGCGGCAUUUCCUCUGAAGCAACAAGAAGAUAUUUUUCUUUAUAUCUCGGUAUAUAGCUCCCUUCGAUAACGUCAAACCCACCUCCUUGAUUCCUCUAUGAAUCAUCGGUGGUUCCCUAUUUGCUCGGCUUGGUACUGAUUCCUUUUGCCCCACCGUUACGAAAACUUCCCUUUAUCCACUUCUCCGCGACCAUGGCUGCUGCAGCUCUUAGAUCGAAGCCCGGCAAAGCGACGGCCUCCUUUGCUAUCUCACAGUUCAGGUACUGCCUGCUCAGCUACCCGCACCCCGGGGGUCGCAUGUCCAACUCGUAUUCGACUAGUCGUUCCAAAUGGAGUGAUUACUACACAACAACUCCCUAUCACUUCACUUCCUUCAAGCCAGUCUCCCUCCGUGGCGAAUUGGUUGAUAAGGGUUGUCGGGCGUUUGCGAUCGGGGGACGCGGCGUCAAAGAAUUGAUAAGUGGGAACGAUACUGUUCUGGCUUGCUCUUCUGGUAAUAGCAAUGGGUCUAACUAUGGGGAGCCGCCGGAGGCCUGGCAGCCUCCUGGCGAUGGAAUUGCGAGGGUUAGCGAGUCGAGUUUGAAUGGUGUCCGCGGAGGCAAAGGAGGAGGAGGGCCUGGUUCUGGGUCCAAAGAUGGGUCCUGGGGUGGAUCCAAUUUGGGGAACAAUUUCCCAACUCCGAAGGAAAUCUGUAAAGGUUUGGAUAAGUUCGUGAUUGGUCAAGAAAGGGCAAAGAAGGUGCUUUCUGUAGCAGUGUACAAUCACUAUAAGAGGGUCCAUCACGAGACCAUUCAAAGGUCACAUACAUGGGAAGUUAGGUCUGCAGGAGAUUCAGGUAACAAGCUUGAUGCUAUGGAUGAUGAUGGAGUGGAGCUUGAGAAAAGUAAUAUUCUUUUGAUGGGACCAACUGGCUCAGGGAAAACCCUACUUGCGAAAACAAUGGCACGGUUUGUCAAUGUUCCUUUUGUUAUAGCAGACGCCACUACCUUGACGCAGGCUGGUUAUGUUGGAGAAGACGUGGAGUCUAUAUUGUAUAAGCUACUUGUGGUUGCCGACUAUAAUGUAGCAGCUGCACAGCAGGGCAUAGUUUACAUAGAUGAAGUUGACAAAAUCACCAAAAAGGCAGAGAGUGCUAACCUUAGUAGAGAUGUGUCAGGAGAGGGUGUUCAGCAGGCAUUGCUUAAGAUGCUUGAAGGAACUAUUGUCAAUGUUCCAGAGAAGGGGGCUAGGAAGCAUCCCAGGGGUGAUAAUAUUCAGAUUGACACCAAGGAUAUUCUCUUCAUAUGUGGAGGCGCAUUUAUUGACUUGGAGAAAACCAUUUCAGAGAGGCGACAAGAUUCAUCUAUAGGGUUUGGUGCCCCUGUACGUGCUAAUAUGAGAACCGGCACGGUUACAAGUGCUGCUGUCACAUCUUCUUUAUUGGAAACUGUUGAAAGUGGUGAUCUUAUUUCAUAUGGCUUGAUUCCUGAGUUUGUUGGAAGAUUUCCCGUCCUUGUCAGCUUGUCAGCUCUCACAGAAGAUCAACUUGUGCAGGUUCUGACGGAACCCAAGAAUGCCCUUGGAAAGCAAUACAAAAAGAUGUUUGAAAUGAAUGGUGUUAAGCUACACUUCACAGAAAAAGCUACGAGAUUAAUUGCCAGGAAAGCUAUAACCAAAAAUACCGGGGCUCGUGGCUUGCGAUCCAUACUAGAAAAUAUCUUGAUGGAUUCCAUGUACGAGAUUCCUGAUGAGAGAACAGAGGAGGAUAUGAUAGAUGCUGUUAUGGUGGACGAGGAAGCCGUUGGAUUGGAGGGACACGGUCUUGGAGCCAAAAUCCUUUACGGGAAGGGUGCCUUGGACCGUUAUCUUGCUAAUUCACGACAACCCGAGACAAGGGUUGAAGUGACUGAUGCAGAUGCUGAUGCCGAACCAGAGCUUCCUUCGGUAGUCGCUAGCAUGUAAUCGAUAUUUGUUCGGAAAGAGAACAAAAUUCUGUUAUAUAUGUGUAGCCUUUGAUCACAUUGUACAUAAUUUAUCAGUCCGCAACCUUGUUUUACUUAAAUAAUCGCGAUCAUUAAGGUUAAUGCUACAUACCAUAAUCUGUAAAUGUACAUGUUGUGACCCUUUCUAGUUUGCUGUUUCAUGCACUUACUCAUUGUUCUGUACUGUUGACAUACUUCCGGCUAGACUCCGUAGCAAAUGCCAGCCGAUCUUUAAGCAUUACAGAAGAAUAGGGAAACCAGAUAUGUACUGGAU
Messenger RNA from Linum tenue, 2303 nucleotides. The record is from the annotation of a GenBank genome assembly. NCBI's taxonomy places the organism in Eukaryota, Viridiplantae, Streptophyta, Magnoliopsida, Malpighiales, Linaceae.